Nicotiana attenuata is the source of this 4546-nucleotide messenger RNA. Its product is annotated as autophagy-related protein 11. Bases 850 to 4302 code for a protein of 1150 amino acids. Gene Ontology annotation, cellular component: extrinsic component of membrane; phagophore assembly site membrane; Atg1/ULK1 kinase complex. The transcript has 5 exons. Lineage: Eukaryota; Viridiplantae; Streptophyta; Magnoliopsida; Solanales; Solanaceae. Gene Ontology annotation, biological process: positive regulation of protein phosphorylation; autophagy of mitochondrion; reticulophagy. The record is from RefSeq and is a predicted model, not a curated record. Gene Ontology annotation, molecular function: protein kinase binding; molecular adaptor activity.
AUUGGGAAGAACACAGCAACUUCGGCUGAGUUAUUUUUAAGUACAAUUUUUAAAGUUUUUUUUCAGUUCUUUUUAAGUUUUAUUAAAUAAAUAUAAGCAAUCCCUCGCCAGCACUUGUUUAGAAGAACAAGAAAAACACAGAACCAAGCAACCCAGAUAACCUCUUCAUAUAUAUUACUAUAUAUAUAAGAAAAAAAUAGCAUAGAAGAGUUUUCGUGUUAAACUUGUUCUUACUCAUUCUCUAAGAUAAUUAUAUUCUGUCCCCUUUCUCGUGGUAUUUUUAUUUAAUAGUUUAAUUUUCUUAAAUCUUAUUUUGGUGUUCUGUACAGUGUUUUUUAAUAAAUUUUUAUUAGAAAAAAAAAUUGUGUCUUUUUUGUUAUUUUGGUUACAAGAAUCAUAUUCAUCUGGGGUUUCUGAGAACUGGGAUUUGGUGGGGGUGGGGGUUGUAAAGUUUGGAUUUUUAUGUGAUUUUUUGUGAUUUGAAGUAUGAAAUCUGCACUUCUGUGAAGAAUUGUUUGGUGGGUCAGUGAAAUCUUGGAGUUAUAUUGCUGAAUUCCUUUGUGGGUCUGCUGAAAUUUGGGAAAAAUUGUAAAAUAUUUGGUGGGUUGUUUUUGGUUUUGGUCAAUUUGGGAGGUUUUAGUAGAUUUAACCUAAAAAAUCUGAUCUUGUUGGGGAGAUCCCUUUUGGGGUUUAUUAGGAUUUGAGUAAUUGGUGAUUUUCAUUUAGUGUUUAUGGCACUUUGACAUCUGUUUGAUAGAUUUUCUGGGUUGAAUUCUUGAGGAUUUGGGGUCUUGAAGUUGUGAUUUGGAACUUUGUUUUGGUUGUUUGGUUGAGAUUUUGAGGGAUAAAAUGAGUUCAUCAAAUGCUUCAUCAGGUGUAGUCCAAGUAGGCAAACUUUUGGUUCAUAUUGCUGAGAAUGGGCAAUCAUAUGAACUGAAUUGUGAUGAAUAUACUCUUGUUGAUGCUGUUCAGCAAUUUCUUGAAUCUGUUUCCGGUAUUCCGAUUGGUGAUCAGCUUCUUUUGUGCUUAGAUGUGAAACUUGAAUUGCAUUGUCCCCUUAGUACUUAUAAGCUCCCAUCGGAUGACCGGGAAGUUAUCUUGUUUAAUAAAGCUAGAAUGAGGAGCAAUGCGCCACCUCCAUUACCCGAGGAAGUUGAGAUUAUUGAUAUUCCUGACCCGCCAUUGCCAUCGUCGUCUCACGACCCUCACCCUUUGGAUGAUGCGACUGACCCUGCCUUAAAAGCCUUGCCUUCUUACGAGAGGCAAUUUAGGUUCCACUUCCAGCGCGGUCAUGCCAUUUAUAGCCGUUCCCAAAUGAGGAUCGAGACUUGUGAGAGGCUUUUAAGAGAGCAAAAAGUGCAGGAACGGGCGUUAGGGAUUGCUAGAGGAAAUCUUGAUCACUUCUAUGGGAUGAUUGUGCAAAAUUACAAUGACUUUUUAAAGUGUUACUCACAGCAAUAUCGUAGCCAUUCUAAUUUGCUAUCUAAUUUCGGAAGGGAUAUUGAGAAGUUGAGGUCUUGCAAACUUCAUCCUGCUUUGCAGACUGCUAACCGCAAGUGCUUGCUGGAUUUCGUGAAAGAAGAGAACUUGCGGAAGUUGGCAGAGGAUUGUAGUGGUUCGCAUAGGCAGUUUGAGAAUAAAGUCACCGAAUUUAAGCACGAGUUUGGAGAGCUAGAGCACAAUGCUAAGCAUUUAUUUUCUACCAAAGGUUCACAUAUUAUUAGGGAAGUGGAACUAGCUAUCAGAGACCAUCAGAAAUAUGUCAGUGAGCAGAAAAGCAUAAUGCAGGCUUUGAGCAAGGAUGUGAAUAUGGUAAAAAAGCUUGUGGAUGACUGUUUGGCCAACCAGUUAUCAUCUUCACUCCGUCCGCAUGAUGCUGUUUCAGCCUUGGGACCGAUGUAUGAAUGCCAUGAGAAAAGUUACCUUCCCAAGAUGCAGGCUUGUGAUGGUGAAAUCUCAAAUUUGGUUGACUUCUGCAAGGAUAAAAAGAAUGAAAUGAACAUUCUUGUGCAUAGUUACAUGCAAAAGGUAGCAUAUAUCCAGUACACCAUCAAAGAUAUACGAUGCAAGUUUGCUGUUUUCCAGGAAGCUUUGAGGCGUCAAGGCGAUUUAUUCGAGCACUUAAAAGUGGUCCGAGGGAUUGGUCCUGCUUACAGGGCAUGCCUUGCUGAAGUGGUACGAAGAAAAGCGGCAAUGAAACUAUACAUGGGAAUGGCUGGACAAUUAGCUGAACGGCUUGCAACCAGGAGGGAGACCGAAGUUCGUAGAAGAGAGGAGUUUCUGAGAGUUAAUAGUACAUACAUUCCUCGGGAUAUUUUGGCUUCCAUGGGACUGUACGAUACCCCUAACCACUGUGAUGUCAAUAUAACUCCUUUUGACACUAAAUUGCUUGACGUUGAUAUCUCAGACAUUGAUCGAUAUGCUCCUGAGUAUCUGUUGGGACUCUCUUCCAGGAGUGAAAAACACGGGACAUUAAAGAGUCCGCUUUCCAUGUCUAACGACGGUUCUCAAUUAGCUGAAACUGAGUUAAGUGACUUUGCUGAGAAAAUUGAUUGUGAGGGAUUACUUCAGGGUUUAGAGGUUCUGGAUAUUGCUGGAACUAGCAAAAUGGAAGUGGAGAAUGCAAAAUUGAGGGCCGAACUUGCUUCUAAGAUAGCCUUUAUGUGUUCUACCUGUCCUGAUUUUGAUUAUGAAUCGCUUGAUGACAGUAAAAUUGAUAGUGCACUGAAAGAAGCAAGAGAGAAAACCUCUGAGGCUCUACAUCUGAAAGAAGAGUACGAAAAACACCUUCAUUCUAUGCUUAAGACGAAGCAAAUUCAGUGUGAAUCUUAUGAAAAACGGAUUCAGGAGUUGGAACAGAGGUUGUCUGAUCAUUACUCACAAGGGCACACACAUUCUGCUGAUGAGGGUGUUUCUAACUUAACUGUUUCAGCUGUGAAGAAUGAUGACAGCAAAUCUGACAUGCCUCAUAUGCCCGCUGAAGUCAUGGAUGAGGUUUCUUGUGCUUCUAGUUCAUCAAAUAUCAAACCUGGCUCUAAACAAAUUAAGGAACAAGAAGGCUUAGAUGACAAUAUGACUGAUUCUUCUGGUAUGAUAAGCCCUCAGUUGGAUUCAUCUAUGCUAGAUCCACAUCGUGAAGAAGAGCAUGAGAACCUUCCCGUGAAAGACAAGAAAGAUACUGGAUUAGCGGCUGGUGGAGAUAUCACACUUGCGACAAGUUCCAUGGCUGUGAGUAUAUCCCACCCUCAGAAUGACAUACCUUCUGAAGUAACUGGUGAACAAGAUUUGGAUGCUAAAGAAAGAUCGGAUCUUCUCCUGGAGUUGCAAGGUGUCGUAGCUGAAAAAUCAAAGCUACUGGAUGAAAGUGAAGCCAAGGUGAAAUCCUUAACAGAGGAGGUAGCCAAGCUGGUGAGAGAGCUGGAGAUCAGAGGGAAGCUUCUUGAUGAAUCUCAGAUGAAUUGUGCUCAUCUAGAGAAUUGUCUUCAUGAAGCGAGAGAAGAAGCUCAAACCCAUCUAUGUGCAGCUGAUAGAAGGGCUUCUGAGUAUAGUGCUUUGCGUGCUUCUGCUGUUAAAAUGCGCAGCCUCUUUGAAAGAUUGAGAGCGUGUGUGUUGUCCGGUGGUGUAGCUGGUUUGCCUGAGUCCUUGCGUGCAUUAUCUCAAUCUUUAGCCAAUUCAAUCAAUGAAAAAGAAGAAGAUGGCUCAGCUGAAUUUCGUGAAUGCAUUCGGGCACUUGCUGAUAAAGUUGGUGCGUUAUCAAGGCACCGAGCGGACCUGGCUGACAAAUGUACCAAAUUUGAUGCUGCAAAUAAACAGCUAGCGAAGGAGUUGGACGAAAAGAAAGAAUUGGUUAACACCCUCUAUAAAAAGCAUCAACACGAGAAGCAGGCAAACAAAGAGAAGAUAUCGUUUGGGCGUUUAGAAGUCCAUGAGAUUGCAGCAUUUGUCCUCAACUCUACUGGAAAUUAUGAGGCUAUCAAUCGAAACAGUCCUCGUUACUACCUCUCUGCGGAAUCUGUGGCUUUGUUUACUGACCAUCUUCCAAAUCGUCCAAGUUACAUCGUAGGGCUGGUUGUGCAUAUUGAGCGACAGACUGUGAGGCUGCCACCCUCAACAUCAGUUCGCGCUGACCAUGAUAGAGACCGUUUAGAUAUACUGACUUCUGACACAGGAACGACCAAUCGUUUGUCCUUGAAUUCAGGAUCAACUACGAACCCGUAUGGUCUCCCUGUCGGCUGUGAAUACUUCGUAGUGACAGUAGCCAUGUUACCUGAUACCGCCAUUCAUUCAUCACCUACUUCCUGAUCUCAUGAAUGGAAAUGAAAGAAAUGAGGGAAGAAAAACAAAAUUGUACAGAAUGAUUUAUAUAGUAACUAGUACUCUUUUUUAGAGGGAUUCUUUGCUUGAUUUCCUAAUGUACAGCUGAUGAUGAAAAUCAAUCAGAACUCUUUCUGUGUAUAUAGCUUUUUCUUACAAACAUGUAAAAUUCUGUGAAUAUUCAUCUUUCUUUUGUUAGCGCCUUUAUCGAAACAUUUGAAUAUUCAUCUUU